AUGGGCUCUCUGACCGCCCUGCGGACCGUCCUGGUGCUUGGCCUGGUUGGCAGACUGGCAGGAUGCGCUACCGGCCUGAACGGCACGGCGGACCGCUGGGAAGCCCUUUACUCCCGGUCCCUCGCUCGAAUCCAGGGGGAGAAGCGGGAGGAGAGCGGCCGGGACAGCGACUACCUCCUGGGCAUUAAGAGGUUGAGGCGGCUCUAUUGCAACGUGGGGAUCGGUUUUCACAUCCAGGUGUUACCAGAUGGCAGAAUAACGGGAGUACACAACGAACAUCGUUACAGUCUCCUGCAGAUCUCUCCGGUGGAGAGAGGAGUGGUGACCUUGCUGGGCAUUCGCAGCGGACUUUUUGUGGCCAUGAACCGACGGGGAAAGCUGUACGGAUCUUUACAUUACAACAACGAGUGUAAGUUCAGAGAGACGCUCCUUGCCAACAACUACAAUGCUUACGAGUCAGUUGCCUACCCAAGGAUGUUCAUCGGCCUGAGUAAGAACGGCAAAACAAAACGAGGAAACAGAGUGUCACCCGCCAUGACAGUGACACAUUUCUUGCCAAGAAUCUACUGGCCUCAUAAAUAGACUUCACCUCAAUUUUGAGAUUCGGG
Maylandia zebra (zebra mbuna) is the source of this 608-nucleotide messenger RNA. It is a transcript of the gene fgf4, whose product is annotated as fibroblast growth factor 4. The record is from RefSeq and is a predicted model, not a curated record. Gene Ontology annotation, molecular function: growth factor activity. NCBI's taxonomy places the organism in Eukaryota, Metazoa, Chordata, Actinopteri, Cichliformes, Cichlidae.